Molecule: messenger RNA, 5611 nt
Organism: Brassica napus (rape)
Lineage: Eukaryota; Viridiplantae; Streptophyta; Magnoliopsida; Brassicales; Brassicaceae
Product: ethylene-responsive transcription factor LEP-like
Exons: 1
Coding region: 4803-5438 (211 amino acids)
Biological process (GO): regulation of DNA-templated transcription
Molecular function (GO): DNA-binding transcription factor activity; DNA binding
Source: RefSeq, a predicted model, not a curated record
CACAAAACACUGACGUAGCACACUGAGGAGAGAGUAAAAACUCAACUAUUAUAAUAUAGAUUUGUUUUACCUAUAUAAUUAAGAUAAUUACUAUAUAUAAUAAUUUUUUAAAAAAUAUUAUGUACUAAAGUAAGGUUAGUGUUAGAAUUUUAACUUUAUUAUUAAAGUGUACGAAAAUUCGAAAAUAUACUAUCUGCAUUUCACGAAGAUUAUAGUUUUGGUAAUGCAGGAUUGGAAAAGUGGUAAGAACAAGUCCAUCGCUAAUAUGUACAAAAAUAUUUUCUAUUAAAAAUUAAAAAUAAUGAAAUAACAUGUGAGAAAAUAUGGAGAAGUAUUUUGCACCGAACCUUUUAGAAACUGGAUUUUAUAGGUGCCAUUUGUUUGUUGGCUUUAGUAUUUAAAAAAAAAUUAAAUAUACUUUUUAAUUAAAAUAUUACUUCUUUAUUUUUUAGAAAUUUAGGCAGCUUCUUCCAUUAAAGUUGUCUUCUUGUUCUUCGGAAAACCUAUCUCGACUCUAGUAUUGUAUGGUUCCGCUUUGUAAGAAUUCCAAAUCAUUCUCUUGAAGCUAAUACUUUUUCAUCAUGAAUGAUCUGCUUGCCCCGAAAUGAUCCGGCCAAAUAGGAAAAUCUCAAUUCAUUAGGUCUUUCGAUACAAUCAAAUAGAAAGUUCCGAAUGCGCCAUAUUCUAGGAAUCCAAACUAUGUGAUUGAAUAAAUUCUCCUCUAUAUGUUCCGGAUUGAGGACUCCUUAUCAUUCCCCUUUUUCAAACUCUGAUUUGUUUCAUAGAAAAAACUCUGAUCAUAUAUAAAGGGUUCUUUGGUUCAGACCGAAAAAAUAAUGUUACUCGAUCAUUAUCAAACUUAUUCCAAUUUUGGACUUCUCCCUUCACCUCCCCACUUAUCUCCAUGGUUCUUGAAUUUCAAUUUCUGGCGCUUUCAUGUACCAGUGGGUAGGGUGCCGGUUUUCCUAACUCUGUUUCCAAUCCACUGCAUUCCUCUAUGUUUCUAUGUGAUGGUUUAGUCUAACAAGUAUAGCAAGUGUAGGUAAUAAGUGGACAUGUGCCAUCCUCUUUCUUUCAGACUAAAGACAGCUGAGCAACAAGAUACCUUGAACCGCUCACAUGAUUUACCAUCGUAGUCAACAAGCUCGUUCCUUGGGUAAUCCUAAGAUGAGCUACACAUCAUGAUAAGCAUUCUGGGUUCGAAACCUACCAAACUCAGAUUUAUCGGUUUGUGUGACAAGGUGAUAUGAAUAUAUAAUUUUCAUUGUGAACAACCAAAACUGUUUAGCGCCAGUAAACACACCUCAGAGAACUAGUCAGUUGGGUUUCGGCAUGCGAGAUACCUCGAAAUAUAAAUUCUCUUUUUUUUAUUACUUUUUGUUUAUAAAUGGCCGACAAAGAAAAAAUAUAUAAGGUCAUUAACUCUGGUCUCUUAACUGGGGUUCUUAGCUUCGGCUAAAAGAUAUAAGAGACGUCUUUUAGCCGAAAAAUAUAAAAAAAAAGAAAAAAAAUAUCAAAUCAUGAGUUAAGAACCUCGAAUAAGAAACUGGGAUUAAUUAUGCUCUAGUCUAAAUUUAUAUCUGGAAAUUACCGUAGGCUGUCUUAAGUAUGUGGGCCUACAAAGCCCAAACCAUGUGUAGUCUGUAUUGUACUAGAAUUAACAAGUCAAUCGGUGGGCUUAAGAAAUCAAGGCAGGCUUGUUAGUCAAGGCUCUACUCUGAUAUACAUUCUGCUGCUAUUGCGAACCAAGGUACUUCAGUUAUCAACAAUUUUAUUUUCUUUAAAAUAUAAUUACGCUUGGAAAUACUCUUUCAACUCUUAUGCGUUAUCUAGUUCUUUAUUAUCUCUCUUGAAGAGCAAUGGAUGUGAGUGCAUGUUGAUCAGCCAACAAGUUGUGCACUUUCCAAGCUGAGUGUGGAUGAAUUAUUUUGAGUGCAUUUUUCCUUUUUCAAGUGGUUCCAUUAAUCCAUUGUGAAACAUACAUGAAACGAGCCAGGAACUAGUGAAGCUGAGCGGUCAUUCUCGCCAACUUGCAGGAUCUAAUGGAGCAAUACAACUCAGAAAAGCUUCAAUUGGAGAGCAUAUCAGGGGAAUAUGUACAAGUCUUGAGUGCAUUUAUGAGUUCAUACGAUCCACUAAGGCUUACUUCAUGAGAAAACUGGCCAUCUCAGGAAAUUAUUACAUGAAGCAGAGAAAGAUAUGGCUUUGAGGCUGGAACAUUGGAAUUGGGAGCAAGUAGUAGUGCUAUUGUAAGUGUAAUCACUGGUUAAAUUCAUCUUAAUUAACUCCUUAGUUUCAACACUACACUGCCGCGUCAGGAUAAAUUAACUUGUAUAGACUACUUGGACGAUUAAUUGAUCGGUGGCUGCAAACCUCGUGCCCGUAAACUUCUCACAUACAUCACUUUCAGGUUCAAACCAAAAGCAGACUCCCUUUGUUUUUCUAACUUUUUAGAGAAUUAUUACAUAAUGGUUAAUUAAUGCGCUCAUCAGUCAUCACAUGGUCAUUUGAUUAAACGAGUAAUUAGAUUAAAACAAGACAAAACAUAUUUGUGUUGCCAAUAAUUAGAAAAAGGAUUAAUUAUGUUAAGCGUCCAAGAGAAUGCCUUUCCACGUUGGGUGCACAUGCGUCUCUUCUUUCUUCUCUUUUGUUCUUCUACCAAAACAAACACCAUUUAGGCCCAAAUCCACAGAUAACCUACCAAAAUAUUUACAUAAAAAAAAAGUAAGAGAAAUGCAAGUGGUUCUACAUUUGACUAGAACCAUAGAAUAAAACGUCCUGCCAACUGUUCCAAUAAAAAUAUGGAAUAUCUCGAUGAAAUUACAUAUAACGGUCGAGAAAUGGCAGUGAUCGACCAAAAGAGCUUAGUUGCCGCUUGAUUUGAUAGUAUUCUUGACCAAAACCCUAAAUAGGGUUUGUAUAAAUCUUUUGUCUAUUACAUUAAUGUAGUAUGUAGUAUAUAUUUGUUGCAUGUACUCAUAUUCAAAAAAUAACUAGGAUAAGAGGAUAAAACCAAGAUACGAUAGAAAAUGGAAGAGGAUUAACGUAAAAUGAAAACAAGAUUCAAUGCAUCGAAGAUUGGAAUAAGAAUAUAAACUAAACGAGAAAAUUUAGAGUAGGUCAAAAGGGGGGGACAUAAAAUUAUAGGACUUGUUUUCUCCAAUGAAUUAAGACUAGAUAUGAAAUUAGAAAAGCAUAAAAGAUUGCUCACAUGCAACCCAAAUUCCUUUGUCCUCAAUAAUGCUUGUUUACAAACAAAUUUGUUUUAGAAUAUACAAUUAGACAUAAAGUUAGAGAAACGAAUUUAAAUGGUGUUUCGGUAAGAAUAUAUAUUGAGAAACUGAAUUUAGAAAGGUGUUGUAUACUACAAUAGCCAAGCUGACAAGCAUAUAUGAUUAGAAGAAAUAAAAACGAUAAGGAAAUCGAUAGAUGCCCUUUGGAUUAGAAUAUGGAAGACGAACAAAGGGUGUGGCAGUAUUCAUUGAAGUUGCACCCUAUAAAAUUGAAAGCACAUGCGUUACCGUAUUUUGUAUUUGUGUGUUUGAUUAUUCUCUAGUUAAUUAACAACCACUUUUAGUACACACGUUCUGAUUAUUGUACAUAUAGACUAAUGGGGGAGUAUAUAUUAUAGUAUAAAAGAGUAAGAAAUAUACGAUCCAUUACCACCGUCCCUAACGUUGGUCGUAUAGCCAAACAUAAAUGGUCUUUGGUCUUCUGACACAAAAUAAGAUCGCACAAGAAAUUCUACUACUUGAUUCCUUAGAUACUCAUAUCAUAAUAAGAUCUCUAUGAGAUUUCAGCAUAUGUCGCCAUUUGUGUAGGUCAAAAGUCAAAACAUAGGUGGUUGUUUUUCAAGAUUAACACAUACAUAUAAUAGAUGCUUACGCAAUUGCUUCAUCCUCAUAAUUAAGUCGACUACCAUCCAUCAUGCGGCCAUCAUUGCACUCUUUCUUUCCCAAUUAUUACUACCAAACUCAUUGCUUUUAUGUGUUGUAUGAUUGAUAAGAACGAAAUUGUUUAUGUUUCAUAUGUAUAUGAAAUUAUCGCAGUUCAUGAACAUUCCAUCGUUUAAAUUUGGACCAUCACAUGCAAUAGUAUUUGGACUCGUUAUACAAGAUAUAUUCUCCGACUUUUAAUAGUUUUUCUAUUACGUAAUUUCACUAUAAUUUUUUUUUUAUCAAUUGGGUCAUUAGAAUCUAAGGUAACAUGCUAAUCAUGGGUCUUAUCAUUCCUCAUCCUUUAUUUUCAGCUUAUUAUUUGUUGAUGAAUGAUGAGUCUAUCUAGUUAUAUCUGGCAUCUUGUUUUAAGUAUUUAUUUUGAUGAUCCUAGCUCUCCUCGAUCCUUCUCCUCGUUAAUUGUUCACUCUCGUUUCUAAAAAAUACUUUUGUGAAUGGACAAAAUCAGACCGAUCUAUGCAUUAGAUUUGAGCAGGACCAAAUGUAUGCAAUUCACUAGUGUAGUACAACCUUUGAGGUAUGCAUGAAACAUGCUACCAAGUGGAAAAUGAAUCAUUACUAAUUAUAUAUAUAUAUAUAUAUAUAUAUAUUUGAUUGAUUGAUAAUUGGUAUAUCAUGGGCACAAUUGACUCAACGCAGAGCUAUUUUUAAAUGAUGUAUAAAGAUUUCAAAUAUUAAAGAAAAUGAAAAGAGAGAGAAAAGAAAGGUGUAACUCUUAUAUAAAGGGGUCGUGGAAGGGAUACUUUUAUAAGACCAACACACAUUCCUUUUCACUUUGUUCUUCUCCUCCAACUAGCAAAAAAGAUAUACAAAACAUUUGUUUACCCUCAUAGAGAAAUAAGAAGGAUGAACACAACAUCGUCAAAGAGCAAGAAGAAGCAAGAAGAGGGUGGUGCGAGGUUUCUUGGGGUGAGAAGGAGGCCUUGGGGAAGAUACGCGGCUGAGAUUAGAGACCCAACAACCAAGGAGCGUCACUGGCUUGGCACAUUUGAUACGGCCGAGGAAGCUGCCUUGGCCUACGAUAGAGCCGCCAGGUCCAUGCGUGGCACUCGUGCCCGAACCAACUUCGUCUACUCAGACAUGCCUCCUUCAUCCUCCGUCACCUCCAUUAUUUCUCCUGAUGAUCCGCCUCCCCCUCCACCUCCUACUGCAGCUGCUCCUCCUUGUUCUAAUGAUCCUGUGGAUUAUAUGGUGAUGUUUAACCAAUAUUCAUCAACAGAUUCGCUAAUGCUGCAGCCUCAUUCUGAUCAAGUGGAGAGUAGUUACAUGUUUGGUGGCUCCUCUUCUUGUUAUUCUAACAGCAGCAGCGAGUUGCCUCCUUUGCCAAGCGACUUGUCAAAUUCUUCUUAUAGCCAACCACAGUGGAGCGUUGACGACUACUCGACCGCUACCUAUUUCGAGGGUGACUACGUCCAUGGUCCAAUGUUCAGCACAAUGCCUCCGGUUUCUGACUCUUUCAGCCACUUCGGCUCCUAUAAUUAACAUCUUCUCAUCCAUAAUUAAUUGUUUUCUCAUUUGUAUCUUUUUUUUGGAUUUCAGUAUGUUUCGCCGUCCUUGAUCUAUGAUCAAAGUGAUUGUUUGUCUUAUUUUUGAAUAAAUAAAUUAUUUUUCUCUUUUGUAUCUUAACCAAAAACAAAACAUCUCCUUUGUGUCCU